This is a messenger RNA of Caenorhabditis briggsae, 1242 nucleotides long. It is a transcript of the gene Cbr-nhr-232, whose product is annotated as Protein CBR-NHR-232. The record is from RefSeq and is a predicted model, not a curated record. Gene Ontology annotation, molecular function: DNA-binding transcription factor activity; sequence-specific DNA binding; zinc ion binding. Gene Ontology annotation, biological process: regulation of DNA-templated transcription. NCBI's taxonomy places the organism in Eukaryota, Metazoa, Nematoda, Chromadorea, Rhabditida, Rhabditidae. Bases 1 to 1242 code for a protein of 413 amino acids. The transcript has 8 exons.
AUGACCUGGAGACCCACUUCUUCCACUUUAACAUGUAAAAUUUGCUGUGAACCAGCACAUGGAGUUCAUUUCGGUGUUGCUUCCUGCCGAGCAUGUGCAGCUUUUUUUAGAAGAACCACAGUACUCGGGAAAAAAUACUCUUGUCGUCUAAAAAACGAACAGUGCACUACAAACAAUGAGGAUAGGUUUAAUUGUAGAUAUUGUCGCUACCAAAAGUGUUUAUCGUGUGGAAUGACUCCUGAAAGUAACUGUUCAUUAUACAAAGAACCAUCCCCAAAAAUGAAAGCCGAGUAUCUAGAUCAUCCGACUGAUCCUAGUCCUCCUCUUGAAAUGGAACAACCAACAUGUGCUCGACAGACUAAAGAUGUAACUUAUGAAGUGCAAACGGAUGAAAAAGGAGAACCAAUCGUGAAGUUAGAUAUAACUGGACUUCUGAACAACAUCACUUCCGUUCUGGAUGAUUUUAUUCCGUCAGACGAUGUUAGAGAUUUGAACACACUAACAAGAAUGAACCAUGCGUUGAUAGAAUAUAGACAGAUACAUCAUAGUAAUGUGAUCAAAUUUGUUCAAACAAUAUCUAUGCGAGAAAUUUUGAUGACUGGAAACGAUCAAAUUAAGUCAAUAACAAAGUUUCUCAUGCACUCAGUUCCAUUUCGAUCUCUACGAAACGAAGACCAAAUGCAAAUGCUCAAAUCCAUUUGGGUUCAAUGGAAACGUCUGGAACGAUACGUAUCAACAGCUCAAAUAUUUGGAAAACGAAUGUACGAAGAUCAAAUUGUGACAUUAGUUCCUGGGUUAGCUGCGUAUCUGAACAAAAUUCAUGUGGACUGUGCUGCUUUUAUCUACAAGAAAGCGGAAGGAAUGAAGUUUUUCAUGGAGAAUUUCAAUACGCGGAUGAUGGAAGAAGUUGGUAAACCAUUGGUGGAAUUGGAGUUGACCAGUGUGGAAACUGCUUUCAUGUUGGCUCAAAUGUCCUGGCAGGUUGCCGGAAAAGAACUGCAAGGAGAUGUUCUGAAAGCUAGUGAAUCAGAACAAGAAACAUUAGCCAAUGAACUUCAUAUUUACUACAUCGAAGAACUUCGACUACCCAAUUAUGCAUCUAGACUUAUUAAAAUCAUGAACAUUAUAAAUGCAGCACAGAAAAUUCAUUUUGAGCGACAAAGCUUCAUGGAUCUCGUUAGGAUUUUCGACUUCUUCCGGGUUCAUGUUUCUGAUCCCGAAAUUUAUAAAGCCUAUUUCUAA